GGUGAUGGCGGCGGAGGACUGUCAGAGGAGCGGCUUCUGCGCCGAUUCCGGCGUCUUUCGUUCUCUUCAUCGCCUCUCCCCUCGCCAUCUCCCGUCCUCCGAUUUCCCCCUCGACGCUGCCUCCUUCGUGCUCUCGCUACUCCCGCCUGCCGACCGACUCGCUUUCCUCGACUUGGCUUCCGGCCAGGGCCUCUCCUUCUCCGAUCUACGUCGCUCUGUUCUCUCCCUUGCUGCUGCACUCAGCCUUGGCCUCGGCAUCCGCCCCGGCGAUGUCGUGCUCCUCCUCGCUCCGAAUUCUGUUCUUUACCCUGUUAUUGCCCUCGCCGUGCUCGCAGCCGGCGCCGUACUCUGCCCCGCCAAUCCACUUUGUACCACCGCCGACGUUGUCCGCCAGGUCCGUGACUCCGGCGCCUCCAUCGCCAUCGCUGCACCCGAGGAGGCCCACAAGACCGCUGCCGCCGGGCUCCCCACCCUCCUCACCCGCCGACCGUCCCCGCCCGACGCCACCUAUGAAGCGCUUCCGUCGGCCGAGGAGAUGAUGGAGUGGGGCGACCCCAUGGCGGCGACGCCGUCGGGACGGCGGCAAUCCGAUCCCGCUGCGGUGCUGUACUCAUCGGGGACGACGGGGUCGCCCAAGGGAGCGGUGCUUACCCACGGGAACCUCAUCGCGGCGGUGUCGUUGCUCCGGUGGGCGUCGGAGGCGAGCGGCUCCGACGGCGACGUCUACCUCGCCUUCAUCCCCAUGAGCCACGUGUACGGCCUGGUCUUCUUCGCGCUGGGCCUGCCCACGACGGGCGCGAGAGUAGUAGUGAUGCCGCGGUUCGAGCUCGCGGCGGCUAUGGAAGCGGUGGCGCGUCACGGGGUGACCAACAUACCGGCGGUGCCGCCGGUGGUGACAGCGAUGGCAAAGUCCCCCCAAAAUUGGGACUUGUCGGGGCUGAGACGCAUCGGCACCGGGGCGUCGGCGAUGCCUCCGGCCUCCGCGAGGGGGUUCCGGCGCCGGUACCCGUGGGUGGAGCUGAGGGAGGGGUACGGCCUGACGGAGACGUGCGGGGCGGCGACUUUCGCGGCAGCUGCAUCGACUCGACCGGAAGGCAGGGGCGUGGGGCAGCUGCUGCCGGGAUUCGAGGCUAGGGUGGUGGCGCCGGCGACAGGGAAGGCGGAGGGGCCAGGAGGGGUGGGGGAGCUAUGGCUGAGGGGGGCCACGGUGAUGUGGGGCUACCUGGGCAAUGACGUGGCGACGGCGGAGGAGGUGGCGGACGGCGGGUGGCUCAGGACCGGCGACUUGGUCUACUUCGACGAGGACGGCUACUUGUUCAUAGUCGACCGGAUCAAAGAGCUCAUCAAGCCCAACGGCUACCAGGUUACCCCAACAGAGUUGGAGGCUCUGCUUGCAACACACCCUCACAUACUCGAUGCCGCGGUCGUGCCGUUGGAGGACGAGGAGGCAGGGCAGGUGCCCAUGGCUUUUGUGGUGAGAGCGAGUGAUAGUCGACUGACAAGUGAGGAGGUGAUGCAGUUUGUUGCUUCUCAGGUGGCACCCUAUAAGAAGAUCAGGAGAGUUGCCUUCAUAGGCACCGUUCCGAGAUCACCCGCCGGCAAAAUUUUGAGGAAGGACCUCAUAACUCUAGCUCGGCAAGCCGUGUCACCAAAGUUGUAGAGUCAUUCGCCUUCCAUGUAUACCUUAUGCUAGACUCUUUAAUUUGGUGCUUACUUAUAAGAUCCUAUGAAAUA
Zingiber officinale is the source of this 1734-nucleotide messenger RNA. RefSeq names its product 4-coumarate--CoA ligase-like 5. The coding region runs from base 5 to 1660 and encodes 551 amino acids. The record is from RefSeq and is a predicted model, not a curated record. Gene Ontology annotation, molecular function: CoA-ligase activity. Lineage: Eukaryota; Viridiplantae; Streptophyta; Magnoliopsida; Zingiberales; Zingiberaceae. The transcript is spliced from 4 exons.